GUGAUGGAGGCAAUGACAAUCACACUAAUUGCACCAGGCCCAAGCUGAGUGCCAGUUUCCUCUCCUGAAAGAAUGGAACAGUCAUCUUAGGAGAACAAAGGACAGACGUCUCUGAGCCAGACACUGAAUGGACACACACUGACCAGUGCUGCCUGCUGCCUGUUGGAAAUCAAACAUUUACCCGUGAUUACCUGUGAUGAAUUGUCGUCGCUGUCCUCUGUUCCGCCUGACACUGUUUGAAAUGACAGACAAAAGUGUUCAGAAGUCAAGGAUGGUUGCACUGGUGGACAGAGGGUCUCUUCCAUCUGGACGCAGUGUGAUGGCUUUCUGUCACACUGUCUGUCUCCUUCUAGCACAUUCCUGUCAUGGUCAGCAUCAGCUGAUUGGUCCUCCUCAGCCAAUAGUGGCAAUAGUUGGUGAUGAUGUCAUUCUGCCGAGCCACCUGGAACCUGCCACAGACGCUGCAGACAUGCCAGUGGACUGGAUGAGACCUGACCUGGACCACAGUUUGGUGCACCAGCGGUAUAAAGGUCAGGAGGUUGUGACACGUCAAAACCCAUCCUACGUGGGAAGAACGUCUCUUUUCACUGACAAACUGAAGCACGGAAACGUUUCACUGAAGCUCUCUGAGGUGAAACUUUCUGAUGAGGGAGGGUACAGGUGUCUCCUUCCCUCAUUGCCAAGAGAAUCCUUCAUUGAGCUUAUCGUUGGUGCUGCCUCCUCUCCUGUCAUCAACGUGACCAAAAGCAGCAGUGGAGUGGUUUUAGAGUGUGAAAGUAAAGGCUGGUACCCAGAGCCUGAGCUGUUUUGGCUGGACGCUGAGGGAAAGCUCCUCUCUGCUGGAGCUCCAGAGACAGUCAGAGGUCCUGAUGGCCUCUAUACUGUCAGCAGCAGAGUGACUGUGGAGAAGAGCCACAGCAACAGCUUCACCUGCAGGGUUCAGCAGCUCAGCAUCAACCAGAGCAGGGACACACACAUCCACGUCCCAGGUGCUGCCUCCUCUCCUGUCCUCAACAUGACCAAAAGCAGCAGUGGAGUGGUUUUAGAGUGUGAAAGUAAAGGCUGGUACCCAGAGCCUGAGUUGUUUUGGCUGGACGCUGAGGGAAAGCUCCUCUCUGCUGGAGCUCCAGAGACAGUCAGAGGUCCUGAUGGACUCUAUACUGUCAGCAGCAGAGUGACUGUGGAGAAGAGCCACGGCAACAGCUUCACCUGCAGGGUUCAGCAAAGCAAAAUACAGCAAACCAGGGAGACACAGAUUCAUGUUCCAGAUGAUCUCUUCCCACCUAAUCAUGCUAUUGCUAUCACUGUCCGUGUGGUUGUUCCUGUCAUGUGUAUUUCUGCAGUUGUCUUUAUUUUGUGGAAAAAGGAGAGUUUAAGAAAUCAAGACCGAGAUACAGCGUAAGGUCAAAAAUAUGAUGAGAAGAGGAAGAGAGAGAGAAGAAGACACACCACAACAAAGUAGUGACAAAGAAGAAACCAAGUCUCUGACGGAAGGAGAAAGGGACAGGGAGCAGAUCGAAGCAGAAAGCGCGGUUGAUCUUGACGCAAAAAACAGGGAGUAUAACAUUUAUUAAAAGGGUGCAAUACAAUAGGGAGCACAGCAUUUAAUAAAAGGGUGCAAUACAAUUUACUAUAGAUAUUUAAACUGCACUGCAUUAAGCCUUUUACUUUUUUGAAUUUUUUUUUGACAUUUUAUUUAUUGCUGUCACUUUUACCAGUUGUCUUAUGUUGUGUGUACUUGUAAUUUUAAUCUUUUGCCUUGCUUCUUUAAUGAGAGUGGCAAACUCAAAUUUUCCUUAUAUCUUUAUUUGUAUAGUUGACUCACCUAACAUAAAGCUCGUGUCCAAUCUCUUCCGAUACGAGCUAUUUGGCAUCUCCAGUUCAAAGCUGUGCUGGACAAAUACUGACACUUUACACACUUUACACUCGCUUUAAAGUCUCUGCAUUGGCUGCCGGUCAGCUUUCAUACUGACUUUAAAAUUCUUUUAUUAGUUCCACACACCUUUUGGACCCCUUCAUUUCACUUUAAUUUACUUUAUGCA
Messenger RNA from Myripristis murdjan (pinecone soldierfish), 2042 nucleotides. RefSeq names its product butyrophilin-like protein 2. Gene Ontology annotation, molecular function: signaling receptor binding. Gene Ontology annotation, cellular component: external side of plasma membrane. The transcript has 7 exons. The record is from RefSeq and is a predicted model, not a curated record. Lineage: Eukaryota; Metazoa; Chordata; Actinopteri; Holocentriformes; Holocentridae. The coding region runs from base 197 to 1402 and encodes 401 amino acids. Gene Ontology annotation, biological process: regulation of cytokine production; T cell receptor signaling pathway.